Molecule: messenger RNA, 7783 nt
Organism: Paramecium primaurelia
Lineage: Eukaryota; Ciliophora; Oligohymenophorea; Peniculida; Parameciidae
Source: the annotation of a GenBank genome assembly
AUGAAAACUCGUGGAUAAAAGACAGAACCCAAUUAUGCAUAUCAAUUUAAAAAGGAUUAGAUUCUAGGAUAAAGUGAGAAAGGAAAACCAGUCUUCUAUAAAGUAGUUGAAGAUCUAAAAACUAAUGAUCAUAAAUCAUAAUUAAAAGUAAUAAGACUAGAGUAACAGGAGAAAUAAAAGGAUGGUAAAAUAGUUUACAAAGAAUCAUAAGAAGCAUUAUUAUCAGUUAAAGAAAGAACGUAAAAAAAGAUAUUAAUUUUUAGUAAAAUUGUGGAAGAUGUUGAAGUAAAAUCCACAAAACCAAAUCCAAGAAGUAAAUCUACAGUGACUUCAUUUGUAUUCCCAUAAGAUACAUUAUAAGAGAUAACAAAGAGCGCUAAACAAGUUCCCGCCAAUACUAAGUAGUAAAAGAAAUAAGUGAGUUCUGAAAGUGAAAGUGAAGAAGAUGAACAACCUUAAAAGUAUACAAUAAAGAAGGGAACAAAAUAAGUUGUCAAAACAUAGAAUCAAAAAAAAGAAGUUAAAUUAAAUAUUAAAAAAAAAGUUGAAUCAGAUGAUAGUGUUGAAGAAGAAGAAUCUUAAGAAUAGGAAUCACCUAAAAAAUAAACAACAAAAAAGAAACAAACUCAAUAAGUUACUAAGAGUAAUAAAAAAGGUAGUAAAUAAGUAAGAUUGGAAGAAAGUGAGGAGAGUUCUGAAGAAUAAAAUGUAUAAGAAUAAAAAAAGAAAAGAGUUACUAGAUAAAAUCCAUCUUCUAAAAAAGAUGAACCUGAACCACUUCCUGUUUAAAAAAAAUAAAUUAAGAGAGGUAGAGCUUAGAAAAAGUAGGAUUCUGAAGAUGAUGAAGAUGCUUAAGAUAAUGAAGAUAAUUAAGUUCAAUCUCAUUCAGUUGAUGAAAAGAAAAAGAAAGGUAAAGCAAAUGAUAAAAAAUCUAAAUCUUAACCUGCUCCACCAAAAAAAUUCAUGAAAGGUAAAGCUAAUCCAAAUUACAGAGAAAUAAGGUAAACUAGUGAACAAUUUGAAGGAACAUCUUCAAAAUUUAAAGAUUAUUCUAGUAUGAUGAUGAAUAAUAAGGAGUUGAUUAGAGCUGCUUAAACAGGAAAUACUAAACUAUUAGAAGAUAUUUUUGCUCAUUCAUAAAAAAUUAGUAAUCUUUUUUAAAGAUGGGCUCCUGAAAAUGAUGUUAAUGCUAUUGAAAUCAUAUUUAAAAGGUAAGAUAAAGCUAUGUUACUUUAAUUUAUAAAAGCAAUUAAUAAAGUAAAAUUAGGUACUACACCUAGUUGUUCACUUAAAGAAAUCUAAACAGGAUAUAAUGAUUAAUAUGCUUAUGGUGCUAGAACUAGAAAGGUUGCUUUAGGUAGAGGAGGAAGAGAAGGAAAUAAUGCUUUUGUUUAUGAUUUGGAUUAGUAAGAUACUUUGACUGAAUAAUAAAUUGAAAGAUUGAUGAAAAUUGAAAGUGAUCCAGAAUUCUUUGGUUUAAUGAUGGCCUAAUUAGGAGAUGAAUAACAAUAUUAUAGUUAGAUUGCUUUUGCAGUUAGAAGUGGAAAUUGGAAGACAGCUGGUUAUUUGGUUUAAAUAGCAAUGGAUAAAGGACAUAUGUAUGGAUUUAAUUAAGUUCAUGUUGAUGUUUUGAAUUAUACAAGUGCAAGUCGUAUAGGAAAUAUAAAGAAACCUUCAGCUACAAAGAAAUCAGGAGGUAGUUAUUUAAUUACUCCAAUUCAUUGUGCUGCUAUAAACCCAAAUCAUUCAUGUCUCUAAAAAUUAUUAGAUAUUUCAUAAGAAUAUAAUAUUUUGGAUGAAAUUCAUAGAAAACCUGUUCAUUAUGCUGCUGUCUCAUAGACCUCAGCUUGCUUAAAAUAUUUAAUGGAUAAUAGUAUAGAUGUUAGAGAAGGUGAUAGAAAUAAGAACACUCCAUUGAUUUUGGCUGCAUAAUUUGGUCGUACACAUAAUGUCUAGAUUUUGGCUUCUAAUAAUAUAGAUGGAAAAAAUAGAGAUGGUAAUGCAGCUAUACAUGUUGCAUGCUAAGGAGGACAUUUAGAGACAGUAAAAGUUCUUCUAAAAUAAGGAGCUAAAAUUAAUUUAACAGGAUAAAAUAGAAUGACUCCAUUAAAUAUUGCUUGUGCAUAUGGUCAUUAUGAAUUAGCAAAGUAUUUAAUAGAAUAAGGAGCAAAAGUAUUGGCAAAAGAUAAAUAUGGAAGAUCUUCUUGUGUUCUUGCUGCUCGUAAUGGAAAUGUAAAGAUUUUAUCUUUAUUGCUUUAUCAUGGAGCUGAAUAUGAUUAACCAGACAGCUCUAAAAAUACUCCUUUACAUUAUGCAGCUGCUUAUGGUUUUCCAGAAUGUAUAGAAGAAUUAAUGAAAGCAGGUGCUGAUUAAAAUUUACCUAAUUCUUGGAAAUUGACACCCUUAUCUGUAGCAUUAUAGAAAAAUCAUUUGGGAGUUGUUAAAAAAUUGUUAAGUUAUCCAACUACAGAUGUAAAUUGUAAAGAUGAUGAAGGUAGAACUUUAAUUUCUUCAAGUUUAAGUAAAUUUACAGUAGAUGCAUUUGAAUAUAUGAAAUAUUUGAUUUUAGAGAAAAAUGCUGAUGUUAAGAUUGCAGAUUUAUAAGAUAAGACUCCAUUACAUUAUGCUGUAUUAUUAUCAAGAAAGGAUGCAAAAUAAUAUUAUAAAAAAUGGAAUGAUAUGAGUAAAACAGAAAGAAGAGAUAUCAAAAAUAAAUAUGAGAAAUUAGUUCAUGAGAUGAUUGAAUUAUUAAUUAAUGCAGGAUCAGAUGUUAAUAUUUAAGAUAGUAAUGGAUAAACUCCAUUCAUUUAAUCAUUAAUGAGUUAGAAUUUCAAAGUAUCUGAAUUAUUAAUGAAAUUAACUACACCUACUGUUAAUUAUGUUGACAAAAAAGAUAGAAAUAUUUUGCAUAAGCUUAUUGAAUGUAGAUUAUUUUUAAAUGUUAAAGGAUUUUCUAUAUUAGAGAAUAUCAUUAAGUCUAUAGAUCCAUCUUAUGUUAAUUAAUAUGAUGAAAAUGGAUGGAAUCCAUUACUUUAUUUAUUUUCUGAAUAUACAAGUACAGCAGAAGAACAAUAUAAUGAAAUUUACAAUAAAAAAGUGUCAACAUUAUAAUAGAAAUUAUUUGAAGAGAAACUAAAAUAAUUGUUAGAAGAAGAAGAAAGAAUUAAUCAAGAAAAAAAACUUAAAAAUAAUGAAUAAAAUGAAGAAAAUUAAAAGAAGAACAAAAAAGAAAAUGAUGAAGAUAAUGAAGAUGAAGAUGAAGAAGGAGAUGAAGAAGGAGAUGAAGAUGAAGAAGGAGAUGAAAAUGAUGAAGUUGAAGUUGAAGAUCAUGGAAAUGAUGAUGAAAAUGAAGAUGAGGAUGAUGAAGAAAAUGAAAAUGAAGAUGAUGAUGAAGAACAUUCUGGAGAUGAUGAAGAUGAAGAUGAAGAUGAAGACAAUCAUCAUUAUCAUAAAACAAAAAAAGUUAAUAGAGGAUUACUUGGAUCAACAAAUGUAUUUUCUAAACCUUAAGCAAAUGCUGUAAUAACUAAGGAUUAACAUCACACAAAAACAUUCUAUCAUAAAAAUAAACCAGUUAUCGUCUUUUUAAAGUAAGAUUAAGUUGAUAUAUUGGCCAAUGAAUCUAAACAAGAAUGUUGGACUCUUUAAGAAACAGUAAUUAAAUUAUAUUAAUUACUGAUAAAUUUAGGAGCAGAUACUAAUUCAUCAAUUAUAAAGAGAAAGUAAUAUAGAGAAUAAAAAGAUGGUGAAUAAGAAGAAGAAGUAGAUCAUCCUUAUAUUAAUGAAGGAGGUUAUACUAUAGCUCAUUUUAUUUUCAAACAAUAUCAUAGUGUUUCAUUUCUUUAAGAAAUAAAUAAAAUCAAAGCUAUAUCUUUAACUGAAGUUGCCUAAUAAAAUAUUUAUCCAAUUCAUCUUUUUGCAAAUUCAUGUAAUAUGAAUUGGAUUUGUGGUAGAGAAAAUGAAACAAGUUAAACAUUUUUAGAGUAUGUAAUUAAUUAAAUUAAUGUCAAUGUAAAAGAUAACUAAUUAAAUACUCCAACUAGUAUAAUAGCUUGUAGAUACAAUUUUACUUUAGAUGGAAUUUUAGAUAUUCUAAUAUCAAAUGGAGGUAGUGUUAAUAAUUUGAAUGAUGAUGAUGUAGUACCAUUAUAAAAUUGGGUUAAGGAAAAUAAUGUUAAAGUUGUUGCAAUAUUUUUAACUAAAUUCAAAGCUGAUCCUAAUUUCCCUGAUAGCUCAAAAAGAACUGCUCUACAUCAUGCUAUUAAUUCUUCUAAUUCUUAAGCAGAUGCUAGUUUUGAAAUGGAACAUUUGUUAAUCAAAAAUGGUGCAAACACUAAUGCUGUAGAUAUUUACAAGAGAACUCCACUAUUCUAUGCAUUUACAAAGAUGACUUAUGAUAAUGAUUUUAGAGAAAUUGAUCCAUUUGAAACAGUAUCAUCUGUUUUAGCAAACAAACAUUGUGAAGUUGAUUGUGUAGAUAUACAUUAAAGAUCUCCACUUCAUUAUGCUGCCAUGAGAGGAAGUGUAAUAUCAGGAAGAUACAUGAUUAAAAUGAAGGCUCCUAUUGAUCUACCUGAUAAAUAUGGCAAUACUCCAUUGGCUUUGGCAUUCUUAUGUGGUCACUCUAAUUUCUGUACAAUGCUUAUAGAUAAUAAAGCAGAUGUAAAUAGAUAUGCAACUGUCGUUGAUUAUUAAAAGAUUAGAUAGGAGGAAAGGAAAAAUAGAAUGGAGAGAAUUGAAAGAGGAGAGGCAAUAGAAUAGGAAGAGGAAUUUGAGACUGACGAAGAGGCAGAUUCAGAAAAUGAGGAUGUAGAUAAUGGACUUUAUGGAGGUGCUAGAACUAAAUAGACUGCAAGAAUGUGUUAUGGAGGAAAGGCACCAAGAAAAGCAUUAGCCAGUACAAGUUCAUAUUUAGGAAAUUAAUAAAAUAAAUAAAAAAAAAAAGGUAAAAUUUAUUUAUUACAAUCAACAAAAUUCCCAGUAGGAACAUAUUCUUAUUUUAAAUUAGCAAUAAAAUAGGGUUGGUAAGGAGUAGCAUAUUUAUUAAUAUCAGAUGGUUAUGAUUUAUAAAGAGCUAUUGAAGAUGCUAUUAUGGAAGAGUAAUUUAAAUUAGUUCGUACUUUGUUGAUGAAAGUUAAAGAUGAUGAAGUUGUAUAGAAAUAAAAUAAAAAUAAAUAAAAUCUUUUCCAUAUUUUUUCAAUAAAGGGUAGAAAAUGUACAGAUGAUAUUGCAUUAAUGAUUGCUGAAGAAUUAGCAAGUAGACAAGUUGAUAAAAAUGCAAAAGAUGAUUAGAAUAAUACUCCAUUACAUUAUGCUGCACAAAAUGAUUUUUUAGGAAUGAUUUAAUAUUUAUUGUAAUCUAAUAGUGAUCCAAAUAAUUACAAUAAUGAUUAGAAUACUCCUUUUUCAAUUAGAUUAUAAGAAAAAUACAAAGCUUUGGUUUCUGCUAUAGAAUUAUAAUUAUGGAAAGAGAAAAAUACUAAUUUAAAUGUAAAAUUUAAAAUUAAAAACAAAAAUUAAUUAAUAACACCAAUUUUGUUCUUGAUUUAAGAAUAUCAUUUAGAAGAUGAGAUAAUAUUAAAUAAAUUUACUGAAGCUGGAUGUGAUAUUAAUGAAAAGACUGAAUCUGGAGAAACAUCUUUAAUGUUAGCUAUUAGAAUAAAUUCAAUGAAAUUAGUCAAUUUUAUAUUGAAUCAUCCUAACUUUAAUAAAGCUCUUCAUUCUUAAGAUUCAUAAAAUAGAACACCUAUUCAUUAUGUAGUAUAACCUCUUGAAUUUGGAUCAUAUGAAAAUAUUGAAAUGUUAGAAUUAUUGUCAAAAUAAUUUGAUAUUAAUUAACCUGAUAAUUUUGGUAAAACACCUUUAGAUUAUGCUAAUGAUCAAGAUUCAGGAACAAUGGCAGCAGCUCUUAAGAAAUUGAAUGCUAAAGAAGGCAAGAAAUAAAAAUAACCUAGACUUCCCACAAGUGUUAUUUCUCAAGCUUAAUGGGUUGAAGAAGAGAUUGAUGUUGAAAAUGAUGCAUAGAAAUUCUUAGAUGAAAAUGGAGAAUAAUUAGAUGAAUCAAAAUAAGACAUUAGAAAAGUAGUAGAUUCAGAAGCAUAAGAGUCUGGAAAGGUUGAAGUUUGGAUAGAUAAAGAAUCUGGUCCAUAUUCAUUAUUAAUGACUAAAGUUGAUAUUGGAAAUGGUAUUUAUUCAGAAAAUGUAUUUUAUAAGAUGCAAAUCUUACAUGAAAUUAAUAGAAAUGUUUUUAUACUAUUUACUAAAUGGGGAAGGAUUGGUACACAUGGAUAACAUUAAUUAACACCAUUUGAAAAUGCAGAAGAAGCAAUUAAAGAAUUUAAUAAGAUAUUUCAUAAUAAAACAGGAGGAAAUGAUUGGAGAAGAGUAUAAACAGGAGAAGAUACUUUUGUAAAAAAACCAGGAAAAUAUUAAUUAAUACAUUUCAAAAAUGUUAAAAAUUAUAAAUCUUUACUUGUUCCAUUUGAUUUUAGUAAGAAAAGUCCUUAUUAAUAAUGUAAUUUAGAUAAAACAAUUAAAAGAUUUAUGUUAUAAUUUGUAUAAGUUAAAUUAUACAAUAAAGAUUUAUAAUAAUUCCAUAUUGAUUUGGAUACUAUGCCUAUUGAAAGAUUAGAUAGAAAAUAAUUGGAAGCAGCUAAAGCUAUUUUAAAUGAAUUAACAGAUUGUGUAGAAGAUUUAUAAAAACUUAGAAAAUAAGGAGAUCUUGAUAUUAAAAAGAUUUAAAACAUUUUUACUGAAAUUUGUGAUAAAUCAAGUAGAUUUUAUGAAUUAGUUCCAGUAACAGAAUUAAGAACAGAACCUAUUCCUCCUUUAGAUUCAAUAGAGGCAAUAAAUUAAAAGUUACUUUUAAUAGAAACUUUACUUAAUUUUGAAAUCACAUCUAAAAUUUUAUUAGGUGCUCAUCUUAUGAAAUAAACUAUUAAUCCAUUGACUUAUUGUUUUAAUGCAUUAAAUGUUAGAGUAGUUACUUUACCAAAAGAACAUCCUGAGUUUAAAUUGAUAGUUCAAUAUAUAAAUUCAACUCAUGAAGGAAAGAUUUCAAAUAUAUUUGCAGUUGAAAGAAGAGGAGAAGCUGAAAGAUUUGAGCAUAAUAAAUAACAUAAUAGAAUGCUUUUAUGGCAUGGAUCUAAAAUUUCAAAUUUCAUGGGUAUACUAGCAUAAGGACUUAGAGGUAUAUAUUAUAUUUAAUAAAUUUAGUGGCACCACCAUGGGCUUUUAAUACUGGAGCUAUGUUUGGAAAAGGCAUUUAUUUUGCUGAUACAUUUGAAAAGUCAUAUGGUUAUACUGAAGAUUGGUCUCUCUAUUACAACCAGUAUAAUGGACUUUUCUAAUAAGAUGGAUAUUAUAAUAGAUAACAAAAAAAUACUAAGAAAGAUGAAUAAGAUGAAAUUCAAAGAUAUAGAUACAUGUUAUUAUGUGAAGUAGCUGUUGGUAAAUCAAUGAAUCUGUAUAAUCCUGAAUACAUUUCUAAAUUAGAUAGUAAUUUUAAAUAUAAAUAUUUUUUAGAACAAUAUUAAUCAGUAAAAGGAUGUGGAAGAAGAGGACCUGAUUAUAAUUAAUCAGUUAUUUUAUCAAAUGGAUGUAAAGUACCUGUUGGAGAAUGCAUUGACUAUCCAUUACCAAGAAUGAAGGAUAAAAAUAGAAAUGUAGUACGUUAUCAUCUUGAGCAUAAUGAAUAUAUUGUUUAUGAUGAAACAAAAGUUAAGGUCAGAUAUAUGGUUUAAUUGGACACAAAAGAUACAAUAGAUGAAUAUUGAGAUGUUAU